Molecule: messenger RNA, 6009 nt
Organism: Closterium sp. Naga37s-1
Lineage: Eukaryota; Viridiplantae; Streptophyta; Zygnematophyceae; Desmidiales; Closteriaceae
Source: the annotation of a GenBank genome assembly
AUGGCGUCGCCUUCCAGACCUGGUGCUGCAUCUCAGCCGUCCGAUUUAGAAUCCGGUCCGCCUCCCAUCGUUCUCCCGGCGAAUGCAGCAUUGCGGUCGCCUCCCCUUCCGCCGCGCUCUGCCACUGUCGCCGGUCGUCCGCCGCUCCCCCCCGCCUCCUCUGAAUCAGGUUCGGAUGGGCCCUCCGCCGCCUCUCCCGCGCGCGGCGCGCGUUCCCCCGCCGCAGCCUACGCUCCGCGCCCAUCCGCGUCGUACUCCUCGCCCACGUCCGGCGGAAACGGCUAUUCCACGCGCCCCGCGCCUCCCCCGCGCGCGAUUCUGCUGCAGCGGUCGCGGUCGGGCGUGCUGAUCGGCGCGCGGUCGUUUGGCGGAACGCAACUGCCGUGGGAGCCGCCCAAGCGCAAGCCGCCGCAGCACACGGCGGAAGUGGGCGCGAGCGACGCCGUGGCGCAGAGCCUGGACUACGAGUUAGAGGAAUCGGAGGAAGCACGAGCGGCGGACAAGCUGGGGUUGGGCGAGGCGAUGGAGUACACGGCAGCGAAGUGGGUGCUGGUGCUGCUCAUCGGGUGCAUGACGGGCGGCGCCGCUUUUCUGAUCAACAUGGUGGUGGAGAAUAUUAUGGGGGUCAAGCUCGCGCUCACCAUCUCACUGCUCAAUGGGGGGAGCCCAUUUCUGGCAGUACUGGUGUACUCGUUACUGAGUGCUCUGCUGGUGGCAGCAUCAGCGGCGCUGUGUGUGUUUGUGGCGCCAGCAGCAGCGGGGUCGGGGAUUCCCGAGGUGCGGGCGUACCUCAAUGGCGUUGACAUGCCGCAAGUGCUCUCGCCACUCACUCUGCUCGUUAAGAUAUUGGGCAGCAUGGGGGCGGAAGCAGGUGGGCUAGCCCUGGGCAAGGAAGGAGGCCCCUCUGGUGCACAUCGGGGCAGCAUGGGCGCGGAGGCGGGUGGGCUAGCGCUGGGCAAGGAGGGUCCGCUGGUGCACAUCGGCGCCGCCAUUGCUGCUCUCUUCGGCCGCGGCUCCAUCCGCGACCGCCUCGCCCGCCGGGCUGCGCGAGUGGUUGGGGGCGGGGGUGGGGGUGAGGGUGCCGGCGGGGGUGGUGGUGGUGGUGGGAAUGGGAAGGAGGUUCUUGGUGCGGCAAGCGCAGGUGGGGUGCUGCGGGCAGCAACAGCAGGGACAGGAGUGUGUGAGCCUCUGCUUGCACAGAGCACCACAGAGAGCAGCACGGGCAGGGGAGGAAAGGGAGGUGGAGAGGAGGGGGGGCGGCGGCGGUGGUGGCUGCUCUACUCGGGCUGGCUGCGCUUCUUCGACAACGACCGUGCGCGUCACGACCUCGUCACCAUUGGUGCCGGCGCUGGCCUGUUCUACUCGGACUGGCUGUGUUUCUUCGGCAACGACCGGGCGCGCCACGACCUCGUCACUAUUGGUGCUGGGGCAGGUGUGGCGGCGGCCUUCCAGUGCCCGCUGGGAGGCAUCCUGUUUGCGCUAGAGGAGCUCACCUCCUGCACCACUGGUGCCUGCUCUACUCGGGCUGGCUACGUUUCUUCGGCAACGACCGUGCGCGCCACGACCUCGUCACCAUUGGUGCUGCUGGGGGGGGUUUGCGGCCGCCAGUGCCCGUUGGGAGGGAUUCUCUUUGCUCUCGAGGAGCUCAUCUCCUGUACUGGCCGGUGUGGUGGGUGCGGCAGCCUUCCUGUGCCUGCUGGGUGGAGUUCUCUUCACUCUCGAGGAACUCACUUCCUGCUGGCUGCUUUUGCUGCUCUUGUGGGUCUGCACCUCAGGUGGAAGAAGAAGGUGGUGUGGAAGGCACUGUUCACGAAUGCGGUGGGCGCCAUUGCACUGCGAGCACUCAUGGCGGCGUGCCAGGGGGGGCAAUGCGGGCUGUACAGCGAUGGGGGGUUCAUUCUCUUCGAUGCCCAGAGGGAGAGCGACUUUGGGUUGAGGGAGCUGCUGCCAGUGCUGGUGUUGGGCAUCACAGGGGGCCUCGUGGGGGCGCUCUUCAACACCGCUGUCGCCCGCCUCUCCAAGCUGCGCGCCAAAUACAUCAACCCUCUAUAUGUGCUCUCCACGGAUGGCGCCAUCCAUCUGUACACUCUCCCUCUCAUGCCAUGCUCUGAUUCUCACACGUCCGCUCACACUUCUGCUCACCCCCCUUUCCCCUUUCCCCCCUGCUCCCCCCUCCACCAACACAGCUACGGUCCAUGGUGCAAGGUGCUGGAAGCAGCACUCAUCGCCAUCCUCACCUCCCUCACUCGCAUGGCCCUCCCCUUCGCCCCGUCCACCUUUCCCCCUCCCCCCCCUCCCCCCCAAUGCAGCUACGGUCCAUGGUGCAAGGUGCUGGAAGCAGCACUCAUCGCCAUCCUCACCUCCCUCGCCCGCAUGGCCCUCCCCUUCGCCUCGCGCUGCCUGCCCUGCCCGGAAAACGAGGUCUGCCCGGACCCCAGCCUCAACGGCAACUACAUUGCUUUCACCUGCCCGGCGGGCAGCUACAACCCGAUGGCUGGUCUGGCACCCACCACCAACGAUAAUGCCAUCACCAACCUCUUCUCCAGCUCGCCCGCCCAGUACACGUGCGUUUUUGCACUCUAUCUGAGUGUUACACGUGUGAGAAUACUCAAAAGUGGCAGGACUGGUGCCCGGCCACCACCAUGGCAACGCUAUCUCACCAACCUCCUUUCCAGCUCGCCUGCUGAGUUCUCCCGCUGCACUCACGCCCGCCACUCGCUGCACUCACGCCCGCCACUCGCUGCACUCACGCCCGCCACUCGCUGCACUCACGCCCGCCACUCGCUGCACUCACGCCCGCCACUCGCUGCACUCACGCCCGCCACUCGCUGCACUCACGCCCGCCACUCGCUGCACUCACGCCCGCCACUCGCUGCACUCACACCCGCCACUCGCUGCACUCACGCCCGCCACUCGCUGCACUCACGCCCGCCACUCGCUGCACUCACGCCCGCCACUCGCUGCACUCACGCCCGCCACUCGCUGCACUCACGCCCGCCACUCGCUGCACUCACGCCCGCCACUCGCUGCACUCACGCCCGCCACUCGCUGCACUCACGCCCGCCACUCGCUGCACUCACGCCCGCCACUCGCUGCACUCACACCCGCCACUCGCUGCACUCACACCCGCCACUCGCUGCACUCACACCCGCCACUCGCUGCACUCACACCCGCCACUCGCUGCACUCACACCCGCCACUCGCUGCACUCACACCCGCCACUCGCUGCACUCACACCCGCCACUCGCUGCACUCACACCCGCCACUCGCUGCACUCACACCCGCCACUCGCUGCACUCACACCCGCCACUCGCUGCACUCACACCCGCCACUCGCUGCACUCACACCCGCCACUCGCUGCACUCACACCCGCCACUCGCUGCACUCACACCCGCCACUCGCUGCACUCACACCCGCCACUCGCUGCACUCACACCCGCCACUCGCUGCACUCACACCCGCCACUCGCUGCACUCACACCCGCCACUCGCUGCACUCACACCCGCCACUCGCUGCACUCACACCCGCCACUCGCUGCACUCACACCCGCCACUCGCUGCACUCACACCCGCCACUCGCUGCACUCACACCCGCCACUCGCUGCACUCACACCCGCCACUCGCUGCACUCACACCCGCCACUCGCUGCACUCACACCCGCCACUCGCUGCACUCACACCCGCCACUCGCUGCACUCACACCCGCCACUCGCUGCACUCACACCCGCCACUCGCUGCACUCACACCCGCCACUCGCUGCACUCACACCCGCCACUCGCUGCACUCACACCCGCCACUCGCUGCACUCACACCCGCCACUCGCUGCACUCACACCCGCCACUCGCUGCACUCACACCCGCCACUCGCUGCACUCACACCCGCCACUCGCUGCACUCACACCCCCACUCGCUGCACUCACACCCGCCACUCGCUGCACUCACACCCGCCACUCGCUGCACUCACACCCGCCACUCGCUGCACUCACACCCGCCACUCGCUGCACUCACACCCGCCACUCGCUGCACUCACACCCGCCACUCGCUGCACUCACACCCGCCACUCGCUGCACUCACACCCGCCACUCGCUGUGCUUUCAUGCGUUCAUCCAUUCCACCAGCUGCCUCAUACAUUCAGAUUCUUUCUGAUCACAUCUCCCUCUUUCCCUAUCGUAGUCGCCACUUCGCACUUUCUAUCCACCACUCCGCUUGCAAGACUUCACCAGUGGCCGUUCCCCAUCUGUUUUCCGCACCCUCCCAAUCACAGCCACACACACUCGCCUUCUUCUUCCUUCUCCUUUUUCCCCCUCACUGCCCUCGCCCCCCGCGCUCCUCACGUUCCUCCCACCCGCAGCCACGCCACGCUGGCGAUCUUCUUCCUCGUCUUCUUCUCGCUCGCCAUCAUCACUAAUGGCUGCUCCGUGCCGGCCGGCCUCUUCGUCCCACUCAUAGUAGCGGGCGGCACAUAUGGCCGCAUGAUGGGCAAGCUCAUGCGCUCACUCACCUCCUCCUCCUCCCCCACACUCUCAUCCUUCCUCCUCCCCUCCCUCACCUCUCCCCUUCGGUCCGCCGGGUUACUUUUGUUCGGAGAAUCUGGUUCUGACACGGGAUUGGACGAGGGGACGUACGCGCUGCUCGGUGCCGCGUCCCUAUUGGGCGGCUCCAUGCGCAUGUCUGUCUCCCUCUCCGUCAUGCUUCUAGAAGUUACUGGGAACCUUCUCCUCCUGCCCCUGAUCAUGCUAGCAACAACCAUCGCCAAGGAGGUGGGGGACUGUUUCAACGAAGGGGUGGUUGACGAGGCGAGCCACUUAAAACGCCUGCCCAUGCUGGAAUACCCCCCUCCCGAGUUCAUGAAGAAUCUAACAGCUAUAGACGGCGUGCGCGGGCCGGCUGUAGCGCUGAAGAGCGUGGAGCGCGUGGGGGAGGUGCUGCGAGUCCUGCAGACCACCACCCACUCCGCCUUCCCUGUCGUGCAGAUUGUGGCUGUGGGGGAGGGGGGGAGGCUGGGAGAGAGGGAGGAGGAGGGGGGAGGUGAGGGGGAGGGGGAGGAGCAGGCGGUGCUGUAUGGCAUGGUGCUGCGCUCCAAGCUGCUCAAGCUGCUGGCUGAUAAGUCCACCUUCCAGCGCGGCACUCUCUGCACCGCUCGUAACAAUCCCCUUUAUAAGCUUCCUCUUUCUACCAACGCUGCAGCUGGUGCUGUGCCGGAACCUAGACCUGCUACCCAGCGCACCGUGCGGUUUGAGGGUGUGCCGGGCAGUCCAGAGGCAGCCAAUGGGGAGAUGCCACGUGGCACAGUUGAAGGUGGCUAUGCGGAAGGGCAGACACCCGAGCGAAUAUUGGCGAAAUCUCUGUCCCACAAGCACUGCACGGCGACCGCAAUAGUGAACGUUAAGAAGACGCCUUGUAUCGAGGAUAUUGAUCUGAGUGCAGAGGAGCAGGACAUGUUCCUGGACCUGCACCCCUUCUGCAACACGUCCCCCCACGUGGUGGGCGAGGCCAUGAGCCUGCGCAAGGCGUACGCCAUCUUCCGGCGAAUGGGGCUGCGCCACCUGUGCGUGGUGCGCGAGCGCAUGCAGGUGGUGGGCGUGCUGACGCGCAAGGACCUGCUGCCCCACUCGUUUGAGAAGCAGCAGAUGGACGAGGAGUGGGACGACGACGACAGCGAUAGCAGCGACGAGGAGGAGGACGAGGAGGAGGGGGAUGGUGGGGUUGCGAGCAUGAAUGGGGGGGCGGGGGUGAGUGGCAGUGGUGGUGAGGGUGGAGUGGCAAUAGUGGAUCGGGCGAUUGUGGCCGUGGCGAGUGAUGGGGAGGAGAGUGGGAGGCGUGGGAGCGGCCAUGCGAGUGAUAGUGAGGGUGGUGGUAGGCGUGGCAGCGGGCAUGCGAGUGACGGUGAGGGUGGUGGGAGGCGUAGGAGUGGGCAUGCGAGUGACAGUGAGGCUGGUGUUGGAACCCCGAGGCGCAGGAAGCGUGCCAUUCCUUCCUUCAUCUCGCGCUGCCACACACAGAAGUACCACUGA